Messenger RNA from Penicillium subrubescens, 1512 nucleotides. RefSeq lists its product as uncharacterized. The transcript has a single exon. NCBI's taxonomy places the organism in Eukaryota, Fungi, Ascomycota, Eurotiomycetes, Eurotiales, Aspergillaceae. Bases 1 to 1512 code for a protein of 503 amino acids. The record is from RefSeq and is a predicted model, not a curated record.
AUGUCGAACAUUAUCCAUAAGGUCAAGGAUGCUCUCACCGAUCACGGUGACAAGUCUUCCAGCACCCACCAUGACUCUACCAAGUCCUCCAACUACGGUCCUCACGACGGCAACAUUGCCAAUGCCGCAGACCCUCGCAUCGACAGCGACCGCAGCAACGUCGGCACUCAUCACACUACCGCCACUGGCCACUCUUCCACUCAGCCUCUAGCCACUGGCGCUGGCGCCAACACUUACGAGUCUGCUGGCUCCACCAACCACGGCCCCCAUGGCAGCAAUGUGGCCAACAAGGUCGACCCUCGUGUCGACAGUGACCGUGAUAACCGUGCUGCCUAUGGCUCUCACAACACCACUGGCCUUGGCUCCAACACCACUGGCCUCGGCUCUCACAACACCUCUACCGGCCUAGGCUCUCACAACACUUCCACCGGCGUUGGCUCUACUGGCCUUGCUACUGGAACUGGUGCUAAUGCUUACGAGUCUACUCGUUCUUCCAACCACGGCCCUCAUGGCAGCAACAUUGCCAAUGCUGCUGAUCCCCGCGUCGACAGUGACCGCAGUAACCUGGGCACUCACGGCACUCACACCACCACCACUGGCCACCCCUCGACUGGCCUAGGCUCCCACACUACCUCUACUGGUGUUGGCUCGACUGGUCUGGCUACUGGCACUGGUGCUAAUGCUUACGAGUCUACUCAUUCUUCCAACCACGGCCCUCAUGGCAGCAACAUUGCCAAUGCUGCUGAUCCCCGCGUCGACAGUGACCGCAGCAACUUGGGCACUCACGGCUCCCACCACCCCUCUACCGGUCACUCUACCGGCCUUGGUAUGGGUGCUGGUUCUGCUACCGGCGCUGCUGCCGGUGCCUAUGGCCACCACGCCUACGAGUCUAACCGCUCGUCCAACCACGGUCCCCACGACAGCAACGUUGCCAACAAGGUCGACCCCCGUGUGGAUAGCGACCGCGAUAACCUUGCUACUCACGGUUCUCACAACACCACCGGCCUUGGCUCGAACACUACCGGUCUCGGCUCCAACACUACCACCACUGGUACUGGCUCUACUGGCCUGACUGGUCACCACGGCACCAUGGGAGGUGUCCCCCAGCAAGCCUCCACUCACUCUCGCGCCACCGGCCCUGCCAGCUCUACCGCCGGCCCCCACGAGAAUAACCUGGCCAACAAGGCUGACCCCCGCGUCGACAGCGACCUCAGCAAGGAGAACAGCGGCCGCUUCGACAAGGACGUGCACAAGGGUAGCAUUGGCGGUGCCGGUGUGAUUCCCAUCUCUGGCAAUGCCGGUCCUACUUCCACCAAGACCUUUGAGGAGGCUCAGCAUACCGGUGCUGCAGGUACUGCCGGUGCUGGUAGCAGCUACAACACCACUGGCAGUGGUCUUGAGCACAAGAAGACUGCUGGUCCUCACAAGAGCGAUAUUGCUAACAAGCUUGACCCUCGUGUGGACUCUGACCUUGAUGGCUCCAAGACCAUUGGUGGAUCUCAGCGUGUCUAA